GCUCAUUAAAAUAUUUUUAAUGAGGAGACGAUGAUCUAUAAAGAGAUACCCGGGUAUUUAGUAAGUAAGGGGUCUGAGUGCGGAAAAAUAGGCAAAUACACCCCACCCCGAGUCAUGCUAUAAUUAAUUUCUUGUUUCCAAACACAAUGUCAGUCAUCUACAUCAUGCUCAUGGCUCUCAUUCUAGAUAUAGGAUUCUGUUACUGACACACUCUUGUUUUUUCCAGUAUGGCUAGUUAAAUUAUCAUAUGGUUUACCGCAUUUUAUGGACUCAAGUCAAGAUGAUCAUAACCUGUGGUCCACAUUGGUCUUUUUAUUCAAGGAAAAUAAAAUUGUCCAUGUAUGCUUGGCAACUAGGAGCAGUAAAACACUUGUCGAUAAUGAAACCCGAAAAGCUUUUCCAUUAAGGCUCAUUAGCGCUCCUCAUUAACCUUUGGAAAGGUGUGGGGGCUGCCCCUCUCUCACACUCUAAUAGGCAGGCACUUGGCUGUGCUCACCACUCAUUGACUUUGUGUGCAGCGUGAGUGUGUUUAUAAGACAUCUGCUGCUCUAGCGCUGUCUCCUCCCACUUCCAAGAUCUGGUUAACAGAGUUCAGUGGCAGAACAACGCCUUGGAGGGAAACCGGACAGGGGAAACAUGAAAAACUUUCUCGUACUUUAACAUAUUGGAUCUCAAGUAUGGAGUGCCUUCUCCAUUUAGCUGGCAGAGAGGAUCAGCGCUGUCUCAGAUAAGCGGGCGACACUUUCAUCUCAGGAAAUUCCUUAGAAACAGUGAGCAGUGACAGGGCCACCAGCAAGAGAGCAGAGACUAAAACUCGACACCAGAAAACAUAUUUGCUGUUGGACUGGAGCAUCGAUUUGGGAUCCGUGGCUCUUAAACCACUCUUUACGGCCAUCAGUUGUUCACAAAGUGACCACCAUGUCCAACACUAGCGAGGAAGCUCCGUGCUGGCCCACAGCUGAGGCUGCCCCCCGAUCCACGGAACUGAGCUUCAGGGCUAAGGCAGCUGUCACCGCUGUCUAUGGAGGCCUCUUCCUGUUUGGGGUGCUGGGGAACCUCCUUGUCCUCAGGGUCACCUGGAUUCUGAAGCGUGGGACCCGCAUUCAGAAAAGCGUUUGCUACCACGUGGCAAGCAUGGCUUGCUCGGAUCUCCUGAUUCUGAGCGUGGGAAUCCCUGUGGAGCUCUACAGCAUCAUCUGGUGCCCGUAUCCCUGGCGCAUGGGGGAUGCGGGCUGCAAAGGCUUCUAUUUCUUAUGGGAGACCUGCAGCUACGCCACGGUCUUCAACAUCCUCGCCUUCAGCCUGGAGCGCUACCUGGCUGCCUGCCACCCUCUCAGGGCCAAGGCGAUGUCCAGGGACCGUUCCAAGAGGCUUGUUGUCUUGGUGUGGCUGCUCUCGUUGGUGUGCGGGAUGCCUGCCCUCUUUGCCAUGGGCGUGGAGGACGCGCUCUCCCCUUUUCGCAAUUUCGGAGACACCCGCCUGCCCGUUCUGGUCUGCACCAACAUCGCAUCGCAGGAGGGCACCUUCAAGGCCCUGGUGUACACCUCCUUCGUCCUGUAUGUGGGGGUCCUGCUGUCGGUGGGGGUCACAUGCCAGCAGAUGGUGCGAGUCCUGCUCCAAUGGCACCCUGAUUCGGUGUCAGUCAGGUGCCUAGAUGGCUCCUUCCAGCAGCUGCCCAAAUUCGGAGAGGCAGGGAGAGCAGGCUCCAGGAGGCAGAAUGUGCUGAUGUUGGGUAGGUGGCUGGGUGGUGAUUCUAUCGAUUUUGUUAACUUUUUAUGCACUGUUUUUAUUUUAUUUUUUGUUCUGCUUCACAAUGGUUAUGUUUUCACACCGUUCCUGACACGUCUCCUCCCUCCCCGAACAGGAUGCAUCGUGGGCUUGCUGGCGGUGUGCUGGGUCCCUUUCCAGAGCCGGCGCCUCAUGACGGUGCUGCGGGGGAAGAGCCACUGGACGGAGGGCUACUACCGCUCCUACAUCACCCUGCAGCCCGCCGCCAACGCGUUCUACUACCUCAGCUCGAGCGUCAACCCCCUGCUCUACAACGCCACCUCCAGGCAGUUCCGGAGAGUCUUCUCACGCCUGGUGCGUUACGACUCUUUCAGGCUGAGCUCCCGUUUUAGCUCCGCAGUCAGACGACGGGACUCUCCCCCGCCCCGUGGCGGUUUGAUAACCCCCACUUCCGGCGCCACAGACCCAGGGAAACCGGAGGGGAGGCUGGUCAGCAAAGGGGAGUCUUGCACUGAGGUGUAAAACUCCACGCUACGCGUGGCAGGGUCCCAGUUUGAAGUAGGAUUGACACCUGUGUCUGUUUUUCUGGAUCGUCCUGGUUUUGAGAAAUGUGUCCCUGGAUUUCAAUAUGCCUUCCCAGGACACUGAAUGAUCAGUUUUUUAAUCUGAUGCAUCCUCGUUCACGUAGAUUAGGACAGCAGCACCACAAUGACUUUGUUGUCUCGAUCCCCAAGUCUCCCCUGGUGUACCAUGUAGUGGCCUGAAACCGAGUCUCCUGAAACUUCCUUCCAAGGCGCAAAGUGGUUUCAUGUUCCCUGGGCUUUAUUAAGAACUAGGACGAGGCAAGUGUGUUUAUAACCUGAAAAGACAACAUCUUCCCUGUGUAUCAAAUUCAUGCCCAAAUGAUGACCUAACAAUAACACACAGCGUCCCACCCAAGCUUUUAUAAGAGCAGCUAUUUUACAAAACUCAUUUAUCCAAUUUUUGAGCAUGGAAAGUAUUGUUGGCAGCUGCAAAAUCUUUAACAAAAAUGUUUUGUAUCAAAUGCAUUCAACUUAUGUACACAAGCAAAGUGAUAUGUUGCAACAAUAAAUAUAAUUACACAACAAAUGCUACGAGCAUUAUCACAUCAAUACAGCUUCCAUUGUAUUCCCUGCUUCAAACAGGCCAUGAGUGUUGCUGUUUUUUCAGAGGGAACAGAAAUCUGUGAAUAGAAGUCUGGAAAAUGUCUCUCUCGUUCCGCAAUUAACAGCGCAGGGAUAUGAUGUUUCCUGACAGUCGAUGGGCACGCUAGCUAUCUCUGGCGUACAUGCCUCAUUAGCGCGGCAGAUGCGCGGGUCUUAAUCGGGGAAAGCAUUCCAUCUUCCAUCUAAAUUGUAUUUAUUUAUUUUUUGAAGAGAGGAACAGCAGAUGUUUUUUUUCUUCUUCUUAACCCCAGAUCAGUUUGCUCUUCGUCUUGUUUCAAUCUUCCAGCCCUUUGCAAUGCAAGUAAGGGCCAAACGCGUCCCACACAGCAAUACAAUUUUGCUAACGUUUUUAUUUUUUUGCAGCGAGGUGCUCGAAACAGGGUUUAAAAUGUACUGAACGAUUGCAUCUGGUCAUUCCAAACGCUCAGGUUCGUCGUGAUGUUCGCGUCACUCUCGGAUGUAUUUUAAGGCAGAACCCCUGAUGGGGAAAGUGCUCGUUUUCUUGUGCAUCUCAAUUUAUUGCUAACUCCCGAACAUGUUGGGUACAAUGCGUUUUUGCAGUGUGUUUUGUGCAGCAGAUGUCUGUCGAUGUUGUAUUGCUCCGCUGGACGUGCUCCACCGCGCUGGAAUGCCUGU
Molecule: messenger RNA, 3551 nt
Organism: Polyodon spathula (Mississippi paddlefish)
Lineage: Eukaryota; Metazoa; Chordata; Actinopteri; Acipenseriformes; Polyodontidae
Product: G-protein coupled receptor 39-like
Exons: 2
Coding region: 919-2250 (443 amino acids)
Biological process (GO): G protein-coupled receptor signaling pathway
Cellular component (GO): membrane
Molecular function (GO): G protein-coupled neurotensin receptor activity
Source: RefSeq, a predicted model, not a curated record